CACCAGUAUUGGUUGCACGUCAAUUUUACGUGUCUCGUAUGUAUCGUUAGUUGUAGUUCUGUUUCGUGUGCAUCGUCCAUACAAACCGAUUUCAAUGUAGCCCAUGCCAUACAAAAGUAUGGGUUUGGCAAUUUCAACGAAGGUCAACUUAGAAAAUGUCAACAAAGUUUCAAUGCUGCAUAAUGAUCUGCGAAAUUGUAAUCAGCUGUUUCCCAAACUCACAAUAUUGGGUCUAGGGUCGGUUUCUCAAAACAUAUCUGGUAGCCUACUUCUUGUAGCCUACUUUAUAGACUAGAUAAGGACAUAUAAGGUAUGGAGGUUAUUUGAUGAUAAAUUAGGUUAGAAGUGACAACUUCUUUGCGAGUUUGAUUGCUUUUGUCUGCGCGACUCCAAUUGUAUUCAUAUACUUAUAAUAGAUUAUAGGGGGUUUUAGGCUACAUAAUAGGUUACUUAAGCAAUGAUUUAAGAUUUUUGAAACAAUGCAUUUGAAUUGCAUUAUUUUAUUUAGCUUUUCAUGUCUGAGCAAUGCUUCGUUUGUACUUCUUAAGCAUCAGAACCAGGGCUUUGUGGCUGCGGGGAAUGUGGGCCAGGGUUAUUAGGAUGUUACUAAACUAUAGUUUAGGUUUAUACUGCAUAUGAGACAACACUAAUGCAAUACCAUUAUCCCAAAUGCCCACAAGGUGGAUCUGCUGGAUCCUUCCCUAGUUAAAGCAUGUUGUGACUUUUUCUUUUUUAUUCAGACUUUAUUUAGAGAAAUCCCGAGUUCAUUGAGAGUUACACAUUACACGUUUAAAUAAACAACCCUGUGAGAUAGUCAUGCAUUUCCACAUGAAGCAGAAACAGCUUUGUAAGAUCUUUGAAACCAAAGUGAGUGAGACGUUUUAUUGCUCUGAUUGGGUUAUCCUGUUAUGAAAUUGUGUUUGGUUGCCUGGAUACCAAUUCCAUGAAGAAGGAAAAACUUUGAAAAUAAUGAUGAAACAACACAACGAUGUGCUUUGUAUAAAUUAGUUCACCUGAAAUGGCUGGCUAAACAGGUCAAAAUGGAUAAAAACACACGGAAACUCCGUAAUCAGGACAUCAACCCAUGCAUCGAAGAAAGUGAUGGGUCUCAAAGGUGUUUGGAAGCCCACAACUAUGACAAGUCAAUGUGUUCACCCUAUUUCAUAAACUACAAGAACUGUAGGAAGUAUUGGCAUAACCUCAUGGUGCAGCGGAGGAGAGAGGGGGUGAAGCCGGAGAUGCCCACUGCUGAGGAGAGGAAGGAGAUCCUGGCUGGGCUGGGUGGCAAGCCGUACUGAAGCGGGCUCCUCGGGAGCUCCUCCUCCUCCUGACGACAGCCCUCUGGGUCUCAGCCCGGCCGAUAGGAGCCCAUAGGAGCCCAUAGGAGCCCAUGGAUUGGACUGGCCCGUCCUGGUUAGCUCUGGGUGGUAGCUGUCGGGACACUGCACUGCAGAGUACCUGGCUGUGUUCCCAGACAACAUGGUGGUGCGGGAAGAGGAGGCUGUAGGUUCUAUCGAAGCUGGGUUAUAAUUGGGAUCCGAAAGACAUACUGUAUCUGAUGCUCGGUCUCCAUCCAUGUUUGUAUGUGUGGUUGUGUUGUGUUAAAUUAUAAUGUGUAAAAUCUUAUGGAAGAGUGAUGAAUAUUGUACACACUUAGCAGUAUGCUGUGUCAUGUGUGAAAUAAUACAUUAAAGUGUAACACGUGUCCCAGAUGUCUCUUACUAUGUUACAACCGCAGUUACUUUGCACUUUUUACUUCCUACUACAGGUUCCCAAAGCUGUAGCGUCACACAAUGUACUAAGUACAAAUCAUACAUUUUCCAUAUGGGCUGUUGCCCCUAAACGGACCCACAACGCUAGAACCCUGAGGUGUAGCAUUCCCUAAAGGGGACAAUAUGUUUGUUAACCCACAGAGGUUAUCCGUACGCAAGUCCAAAUCAAUGUGAUACCUAAUGGGUUUCAGCCAUGACGAGACCUACCAACCCAUCAAGUGUCCCUUGCAUUAGAAUUAAAGCUAUCAUGGCUGUAUGUUUCCUAAUCAGUCAUCUUAAAAUCGAAUUUCAUGAGCCAGACCUGGGGACAGGACGACUGCACUACCUCUACCCACCGAUAAGAGACACUCCCAGAUGGGUAACUCAGUGUAGUGUCUGCUUAUUUAACAGUGCUGGCUGGUUCGCAGCAUACUGUCCAUCCAGUUAUUACUAGGUCUAUACAUAAUCUUUAAUGGCAUU
Gadus chalcogrammus (walleye pollock) is the source of this 2231-nucleotide messenger RNA. RefSeq names its product coiled-coil-helix-coiled-coil-helix domain containing 7 (gene chchd7). The record is from RefSeq and is a predicted model, not a curated record. NCBI's taxonomy places the organism in Eukaryota, Metazoa, Chordata, Actinopteri, Gadiformes, Gadidae. The transcript has 4 exons. Bases 1041 to 1298 code for a protein of 85 amino acids.